Sphenostylis stenocarpa is the source of this 585-nucleotide messenger RNA. NCBI's taxonomy places the organism in Eukaryota, Viridiplantae, Streptophyta, Magnoliopsida, Fabales, Fabaceae. The record is from the annotation of a GenBank genome assembly.
AUGCGAACACAGUCUACAUCUAUGCCAUCUUCAAGUGGUAGACAACGCCUGGAAAAGUUAUUGGGAGUUGAUGGUGGGGAUGAUGAUGAAUUUUCUGUCGCCGACUAUGUGAAUAAGAAAUCUCUGACUGGGGACAGAAGAGUAGGAAAGAGACAUACUAAAAGGAAUGAUUUUAGAUUACAAGAACUUCGAUCUGCCCAGAACAACUACUCAGGCUGUCAUAAAGUGAAAGACAAGAGAGGGAGUACACAAAAGGGUUCAUAUGCUAAUCAGCCUGUGUCAUUUGUAUCAAGUGGCAUAAUCCAGUCAGAAACUGAACAGGUUACAGUUGUUGAGGCUGAAGAGACUUGUAGGAAAGAUGUCACCAGCUCUGCUAAUAUAGGUUCAUUUGAAGAACACACUACUGGUUUUGGUUCAAAAAUGAUGGCUAAAAUGGGAUACAUGGAGGGAGCAGGAUUGGGGAAAAAUGGUCAAGGGAUGGCACGGCCCAUUGAGGUUAUUCAAAGGCCUAAAUCACUUGGUUUGGGUGUAGAAUUCUCCAACAAUAACCCAUACUUUUUAUCGUAUUCUCAUCCCUGUUCUUGA